GCUUACUGACAAUGGUUCUUGUAAAUAGAAAUAUACACGACUAUUGUCGUAAUAAUAAUUGUUUUGAUAAUAAUAUGUACGUUUAAAAGGUUUAACUUUAUGAAUGGCGGGAAAGAGAAUAGCUAGGAAAGCCUUAGACUUAGCGUUAGGUUCUCUAAAAAAAAUCAAGCCCGCAGUCAAAAGCCUUUGGGGCGGCACAAAAGAGACUGUAAAAGAAACGUCUGCCAAACGCCUAGUGGAAAACCAGCCGGUAGAAAAACUAGAAAAAACUAUAGAUAACGCGGUAACCUCUCUCUCUGAAAGACUGAAAACUGAAAGAGAUAAACAGUUACCUGAAGAAUAUGAGUACCUUAAAAAGGAGUUAGAUGAUGUUAAAAAGAGACUCGGGAAAAGGCCCCCUUCUGCGGAGUUGGAUAAGAAUGGGGAAAAUAUACCUUCUGCGCAGUUGGGUAAGACCGGGAAAAUUAAACCUUCUGAGCAGUUGGAUAAGACCGAAAAAAAUAAACCUUCUGCGCAGUUGGAUAAGACGGAUAAGGAAGGUUAAGAAGGAUAAGAAGAAAUGAGAUUGGAUAAGCUAUUCUUUGCUCUAAGUAUGAUUUGAAGUAAAGCAAUGGUCACCUAGUAUCCGUUUUCGGAAAAUACUGUAAGAAAACAUGAUAGGAUAAACUGUAGAACCCGGCUGUCAUUUGAAGAUCUUUGGCAGUCGUUACGGGUAGUCAGAAGCCAAUAAGUGUGACAAUCAGUCUUGGAGUAUAUAGGGCAGUCGCUCCUUGUGAAGCACUGGUACUCAGUUGCAUCCGGUUAGACUGGAAGCCGACCCUAAGUUGGGAAAGGGCUUGGAAGAUGAUGAUGAUAAGAAGCAAAUAACUAUACAAUUGGGGGAUUGAAAA
This is a messenger RNA of Helicoverpa armigera (cotton bollworm), 890 nucleotides long. RefSeq lists its product as uncharacterized. The coding region runs from base 104 to 544 and encodes 146 amino acids. The transcript has 2 exons. NCBI's taxonomy places the organism in Eukaryota, Metazoa, Arthropoda, Insecta, Lepidoptera, Noctuidae. The record is from RefSeq and is a predicted model, not a curated record.